GUAUUGAUGUUCAAAAUAUUGUUCUUUAACCAUCGAAGUGGUUCGCUCAUCGCAUGCAUCUUUUUUUGCAUGUUUUGAUAGAAAAACCAAAACAAUGGAAACAGCUUAACAAUAAGCCUCUUGAAAAUUUCUAUAUAAAAGAACAACUUAAUCAACUAGACUCAUUUAAAAAAAGACAAACUUUAUGUAUGUAUAUAUUCUCAUUAUCAUAUUACUGUAAGCCCACAUAUGAACAAUAGAAAAACAAUGUUAUAAAUAUAUUAAAUUUUUUCUGUUCAUGUAUGAUGCAGAUAUACCACAUAUUCCAGCAUUUUCUCAUUACGUUCAUGUUGUGAACGUUCAAAUGUUCGUAUAUUCAAACAAGUGUUUCGUCGUUUUCAUCUCCGCGCAAUACAAAUUCCUCUUGCUCUCUCCCAUAGUUCUCUGACCCUUCGAACAUAAAACGCUGUCAUUAUAGUUUGUGUUUCGACUGUUGUUAAUUCUUAAACGUACUUUUCCUUCAAUAUUCAUUACCCAAUUUAAAUCUUAGUUUCUUCUUUUGAUUGGUACAUUUUCUAUUUCACUAGAUACCACAUUUAACAUUUUUCCAUAAUUUUCUUCUUCCAUUCUUUUUUCUUCAUUUUUUGUAAUUCCUUCGUCUUAAUGUUGAUUCCAUAUAUGUGACGUCAGCAUAUUAUAGAAACCAUGCUAGUGAAAAAUUUGCAUUGUAAUGUCUUUCUCGUCGUUUUGACGUGAUGCGAAAAUCUCUUUAAAAAGAUGACUGAAAGGGGUAGAUUUUUGUAUAAAAAAGUAGAAGCAAAUGAGAAAUUUCAUAAAAAUAGAACAACAAAAUAUGUUGAUACUGAGAAAAAGCACGCUGAAAAUUCACAACGUUACUAUGAAAACCGAAAUCUUGUCAGAAAUCGACUUAAAAGAUUGAAUGGAAGAAAAACUGAAUAUGCAGAAAGUAAUAAGCCAGUAAAAGAUGGCGCAGGACUUGAUUCACCCUUAAAAGCAAAUUACACAAAGGUAGACAAAGAGCUGGAUAAAUUAAAAGUCCUGCGAGUUUCAGAGCAAGAAUUAAUAGAUGAGCUAAUGAAAAAGGAAGAACUGGAGAAGAAUGAGAAAUUAAAAAAAACCCAUUACCCUCAAAAUAGAUUUUCAUAUGUAGCUAAAGGCAAAAACCAAAACGUUUUUUCUAAAAGAGAUGAUGAAAAGACGUUAAAAAAAGAAAGGGAAGUAGUCAAAAAACCGUUUCAAAGAGAAUCCUUUAAACCGAUGUUUUCUAAGAAGCCAAAACCCGACUAUGUGACUGAGAAAGAAAGAAAUCCAAAGUCUUAUCACUUUGUUCCGAAUUAUAAAUACGAUCCAGGAAGAUUCAAAUGGGUGGCACCGAAUGUAAAAAAGGAAAAACUCGUUGAGCAAAAGCAACAGAAUGGCUUGCAAAAUAAAUUACCUGAGGAUAAAUGCAGAAAAGCGGAUACUUGUGAAGGAAAUGAUGAAGGUUUUACAGAGGAAGAUUUUGAAGCCAUGGAUUGUAUAGAAAGCUUCCAAAAAGAAGAAGAAGAACGAAAAGAGCUUUGUAAAAGUGUGGAUGAGGAGAGUCUAAAGGAGACUUUUAAUAUUGAAGGAGAGACAGGCGAAAGCAAAAUCAACGAAUGUAACCUACAAGAUAGUUCAGUUGACAAGUCUAACAACCAGAUACAACUAACAGAUUCUAAAUUACAAAAACAGUCAAUGCAAGAAGAUCCUUCUCAAGUUAAGAAGAUUGGACAAGAAACUCCCGAAAAUACUUCAAAAUUACAAGAAGGAAACGAUGUUCUACCCGUAAACAACAUAGUUCCACAAAAAGAGAUUCAACAGAACGUCCAACAAACAACAAAGAAAAGGUUAAAACUGGAAGAUAUAUUUAAAGAGAUGCUUGGGGUGAAAUGUGAUCCAGUUACAGAACAUAAACCAUGGCAAAACUGUCAAAACGAAGGAACCAGAGGAAAAGAAGCUGAUGGAGUAGCGGCACAAAAAAAGCCUCACUUGAGGAGUAUUGUCAUGGUUGCGGAUCUGGAAAAGGAAUUAAUGAGAGGCUUAAAUAUUUCUGCUAACACAAAAGGAUGUUUAAAUGCUGAUGUCAAUUUAGAAUCUACACAUGGCGAAGAUAGCAAAGAUAUAAAGAGUGAAUGCACGCUAAGUGGGUCAAGCAACAAAGAAAAAGACGCAAAAGAAGAAACCCAAAUUUCAUUGGAAAGUGAUUCAGGAAUUGACUUAGCCAAAGAAAAGAGUUUGAUACAUAAAGAAGGUGAAAAAGUUAAAAAGGCUGAAACAAUUAAUAAUCAUAAAGAAAAAGAUGUACAAGAAGAUGAAGAAGAGAAUGGUGAGGAAAAAAAAGAAGAAAAAGGAAACGAAAAAGAACAAGAACAUAUUGGAGAUCUAGCAGUUGGUCAAAGUACAGAAAUUGUGUCUGGUGAAGUGACGCGACCAAGCAACCCGGCAGAGAGUGACGGUAAUGAUACCGAAAGCAUUAAAAACGACGAUGAUUGCGACGAUACAACUUUUACUGAAACUGGCGAGAGUGAAAGUAGUUUAAGCGAUUCUUCCGAAUACAGCCUAACAGAUGAUAGUAGUGCCUCUCAGAGUUACUCCGGGGACGAUGACCUUUCCGAGACAAAUGAAAAAGACUGUACAUCGAGCAGUGAAAAUUUAUCUGACAGUCGUGAAGGUUGCAGUUUAAAUAAAAAAAGACGGCGAAGCCUAAAGAAAAGAAGCAACACUCAUGUUGUUGACAAAAAUAAUCUGGAUGACAAGACUAAAAACUUUUUGCCACAAAAUUCCGUACAACGAAGAGAAACUACGCCGAUUAGAAAAAUACAUUAUUUGCCCAGCAGGGGAAGGAAUUGUAAAAAGCUUUAUAACUGGAAAACAAAUCAAAUUGAAGAGCUGAAUCGUGGAAGACGUAAAACGUCUGGAUACACUGCACCAAAUACAAAUGUAAGACUGCCCGUAAAAGAUAUAAGUACUGUUCCUAAAAAAGAGAGUCCUGCAAAAAAAACUACAGCUAAAGUGGAAAGUGCCAGCGUCCAUCGAUGUGAUAACAAAACACAAGAUAAAAAAUCUGAGAGUGAAGACAGGAUUCUAGCUGAUGAAGUGGCAAGAUUAGAUGAGGAAAUUCGAAACAAUUUAGUUAAUGUGCCGACUUUUGCUGAUGUGAUAAAGACUCCGCAAAUGACGUCAGAAAAAUCAAUGAUGUCGGCAAAAGAAGAGGAAAAAUGUGAUAAUAAAGCAAUCUUGCAAUUGCCUGACGACAAACAGGAAAUAGAAGAAGAAGAAGAAGAAGAAGAACAAGAAGACAAAGAAGAUGAAGAAGAAGAUGAGCAUAAAAUCCAGACCAAUAACAAAGCAAUACGAACACCAAAUAACACACCAAAUAAUUUAAGUCAUGAUGGUGACAGAUUGAAAGAAAUAUACGAAGAAACUCUUAGAGUUAUUGAUAGGAAUGACAGACCACCUGAAGACAACGUUGAAGGAAACGGAGCGAAGCAUGCAGGUUUAUGUAGAGUUUAUGAGCCAAGGCCGAAAAAGCAAGAUUUUAAAAAUGAUGUGAAAAGAGAUGUUCUUCUGAUGGAAACCUUGACAGUGCAGGGAGGCGAAGACGGAGUGACAGAUCGUGUAGGUCAAUCAUACGGCAUGUUUCAAUCACAUUGGUCUCCAGUGGAGGAAGAAGUUGCAUGGUGGAGUGAUUUAUCUGGAAAUAUAGAAUACGAAGAAUUACUUUUAUUGAACGAGAGGCCGGUCCCCAAGUCGUUGUGUGAUUCAACAGUAUGCAAGAAAGAUUGCUAUUUUGGAUCUGGCAAGCAACUUUAUUUGCAUUCGCCUCGCCAACAUGGUAAAGAUAGCUCAAAAUAAUUAUAAUUAAUUUUUUUAUCUUAAGACAAGAAUUAGGUUUCAUAUUUAAUUGGAAAUCAGUUGAGAAGUU
Molecule: messenger RNA, 3946 nt
Organism: Hydractinia symbiolongicarpus
Lineage: Eukaryota; Metazoa; Cnidaria; Hydrozoa; Anthoathecata; Hydractiniidae
Product: glutamic acid-rich protein-like
Exons: 5
Coding region: 757-3876 (1039 amino acids)
Source: RefSeq, a predicted model, not a curated record